AUGAAUGCCGGCCCUUCAACCACAAAAUACUGCCUAGAAAAUGUGAUCAACACGGUGAAAGAUUGCUCACUGCGUUCGACAAGGAACAACAUGAGGAUGUCAGUAUUUUCCAAGUGGUUAUAUGCGGCCACCUCCAAACAUGCAAACGAUGGCGGCGUGGAGCAGCUCAAGGUUUCUACAGAUGAUUUGGUUGAACUGACCCGUCUACAAACAGAUGAUGAGUUUUACAAAAAUCGAGUGUGGACCAAGGGGAAAGAAACUUUCCAUCAAAUUCUCCCCAAGCCAGAGCAGAUUCUCGCAGAAAUUCGCAAAGCCGGCUAUUUAGCGAACAAGCAAUCAGCUGCAGCAGCCGCAUUCAUUUUGAUGGAUGCGCAACGCAACUUUGCAAACGUGAACAAAGCAUGGGUUCUUGGGGAAACAGCUCCCCGCACAGGGCUCUUGAUGUCGGCCAUACUUGCUGGAAAGGAUUUUACAGUUCCUCAACUCAAGAGCAUUCUUUCUGGUAUUGGCGUGCUACCUCCUUCCACUGGGUCUGGAAAAAACAAUAAUGUACUCAAGAAAGAUCUUGUGACAGCAGUCGUCCAAGCUGUGUGCAAAGACUUGCCCCGAGAUGAGCAAGAGAAAAUCAUUGAGAGAAUUGCUGGUGAAACAAAAAAGGGACCCAGUGCCCCGUUGGAAUUGAUCGAAGCCGUAAGUCAUUUGGACGCACAAGAACAAGGAGAGUUCGAUCAACUUGUCCAAGGCUGUAUUCAAGAGCUUGAGGACAGGCAAAACAAAGCCCUUUCAAAGCUGAAGAAGUCUGCGCAAAGCAAAGCCGAGGCAGAGGCAGAAGACAAUGAGAAACAGACACCCAAAAAGGAAGAGAAAAAUGCGCCUGAAGGUGACAACGUUCCUUCUGAACCCUUUGCUGGUCCUGCUCAGGGUUCAUUUCUCCAAGCCGUGGAACUCAAGCCAGCUCAGGACAGGGCAGGACCGGCACAGAAGAAAACACGAGAACCAGGGAAAAAGAGAAGGGCCACCCCAGAAUGCCUCAAAAAUUUGCUACCAGAUAUUCCUGCUCUGUAUUUGGCAUGGAUGCCAGAAAACAGAAUGGUUCAGGUGGAUUUUCAAGGUUUGAAAGACAGAGGAGUCCAGCGAACGAAACAGAAAAGUUGGCCAUUCUAUGCAGGGAUCAGGCCAAAAUUGGCGGCAGUGGAAGAAGUGUUUGAAUUCAUAGACUUGAUAGGCCGCUCGUAUUACAAAAAAGAACAUGCGUCAUGGGUUAAACCCAACACUGACCAAAUCAAAGCUGCGUUGGAAACGCUUCUGGUUCCUCCCCCGUGA
Messenger RNA from Cladocopium goreaui, 1323 nucleotides. The record is from the annotation of a GenBank genome assembly. Lineage: Eukaryota; Dinophyceae; Suessiales; Symbiodiniaceae.